This is a messenger RNA of Capsaspora owczarzaki ATCC 30864, 1974 nucleotides long. Its product is annotated as appr-1-p processing enzyme family protein. The record is from RefSeq and is a predicted model, not a curated record. NCBI's taxonomy places the organism in Eukaryota, Filasterea, Ministeriida, Capsasporidae. Bases 1 to 1974 code for a protein of 657 amino acids. The transcript has 4 exons.
AUGAGCGACUUUUACGACAUUUGGAGAAUGGAUGCGGACAACUUUUUACUCCCAUCUCGUAACAGCUACUCCACUGUCAUUUUCGAGCUCGACAGGAUUGACGUGUGCCAUUGCGCUCAAGAACUGCAACUAAACACACCGUGGUCACCUGCAGUCACUGGAAGCCAGCCGUUCGCUACCUUGCUUGCAGCGCUGCGUCGCGUCGAGCGCAAACUGAUGCGCGACGACGACGACAACGACAACGACGACGACGACGACCAACUGGAUACGGACGACGUCGACGACCAAGACGAAGCCGAUUCGGAGUUUGGUCACCGCAUGCGAACGGUGCGCGCGCUGCUCACUGUGCGCGACGCCAUGGAGAACGCGCCACUCGGCAACAAGGUGCAAGCAGACAUUGACCUGCUGCUCCAGCACGCCUCGGUCGCGCGCGGGGUGGUCGAUGCCGCAACGUUGCCAAGCGUCUCAGAUUUGCUGGGAUUGGACAUCACCCAGCACCCGCUCGCCUCACGCAUCGUCCUCUGGCGAGGCGACAUUACAUCGCUCAAGGUGGAUGCGAUUGUGAAUGCCGCCAACUCGGGUCUCCUUGGUUGCUUCCGCCCGAAUCACCCUUGCAUCGACAAUGUCAUCCACGCCGCAGCCGGUCCGCGUCUGAGAGACGAUUGUGUGCUCAUCCGCCGUGCUCAGCAGUACCAACCCGAGCCGAACGGCACUGCACGAGCAACUCGCGCGUACAAUCUUCCCUCGCGCUUUGUGCUGCACACGGUGGGCCCUGCGAUUGAGCGAGGCCGGGAUGUGACACCGCGGGACGAUGCCGAUUUGAUCUCGAGUUACCGCUCGUGCUUGCAGUGCGCCAGCGAGUUGCCCGACUCUCGUUCGAUCGCGCUCUGCUGCGUUUCAACCGGAGUGUUUGGGUUCCCUGCUGCCCGCGGCGCUCGGAUUGCCGUCGCGACCGUGCUCGAGUUUUUGGCCAACAACCCGACGCUCGAUCGAGUCGUGUUUAACGUGUUCCGCCCAGAGGACGAAGAGCUGUACAUUGCCGCGCUUCGUCGGGCAUUCGGUCUGCCGUUGGACGCGCCUGCCGUCUCGAACGGACAGCCCGACGUUGCGUUCAACGCCAAGCUAUCGAAGGCAACACAGUGGCUGCGCGACGCCGACUAUGUCUUGAUUGCUGGCGGCGCGGGUCUGAGCGCGGCUGCUGGGCUCGAUUACAACGACCGCGCCCUCUUCAAGCGACUCUUCCCAGCCAUGGCCGCUCGUGGCCACAGGUGCAUGUACGAGUUUAUUGGCUUUACCAACUGGACGCCCGAGUUGCAGUGGGGCUACCUGCUGUCGCAGCUCGACAAGGCGCGGUACAACUGGCCGCUCAGUUCCGUGUACGGCAACCUGCUCGCCAUCGCCCAAAGCCGAGCCGCCGAGCACCACUUUGUUCUCACCUCCAACGCCGAUGGCAUGUUUGAGCGGAAUGGCUUUGACAAGACGCGCGUGUACACGGCGCAAGGCGAGUAUGGACGGAUGCAGUGCCUCAAGCCGUGCACACAACAAGUGUGGCCCACUCGCCCGCUGAUUGACGCUGCCUUGCCGUUCGUCGACCCCGCCACCCAGGAAAUCACCAACGCCGAUGUGGUGCCGCGGUGUCCCAACUGCGGUGGCCCCGUUAUGAUGAAUGUGCGUGGUGGCAACUGGUUUAUCGAUCAGCCGUAUCGCGAGCUGCGAGCGGCCUUUCACAACUGGCUCAAGUCGACGCGGGACAAGCGCUUGGUGGUGAUUGAGGUUGGCGCUGGGUUUAACACUCCCAUGGUGGUUCGUUAUCCGUGCGAGGAUGCUGUGGAGCACAACCCGCAGGCGCGGUUUAUUCGCAUCAACACUGAGCAUUCCGAGGUGCCAAGCUCGCUCACCAACCGGUCGGUUUCCUUUGACCAGGAUGCCACCACCGUGCUGGAGAGGUUGCGCGCUGGGUUGAAUUUGGUCUGA